UGCUAAGUGUUUAACACUCACUUGCUGCUCCAUUCCUGCUCUGCUUUUCCUCCUCCAUUUAUAACCUCCAAUCUCCUCAGCCAUCUAUUGAUUGUUGCGAUGGGGAAGAGCCAGAAGAAGGAACCAGAGAGCAGCAGCAGCGGCAACGCUGUUACGCCCGUCAAGAUGAAGAGAACGAGGAAAAGUGUCGCGCCACGUGAUUCCUCGUCUCGCCGAAGCUCUGUUUACCGUGGAGUCACCAGGCAUCGAUGGACGGGGAGAUAUGAGGCUCAUUUGUGGGACAAGAACAUCUGGAACGAGGCCCAGAACAAGAAAGGGAAACAGGGCAUGUUCUGUUUUGCUUGUUUUGUUUCUUGGUUUUUUAAAAUGCGAUGUUUUAUUCUCUAACACUGUUUUCUUUUUUGAUGGAUCGACGGGUGCUGCAGUUUAUCUCGGAGCUUAUGAUAACGAGGAAGCAGCAGCUCGUGCCUAUGACUUGGCUGCCUUAAAGUACUGGGGACAUGAUACCAUUCUCAACUUCGAUAUAUCAUUGUACAGAGAAGAGUUGCAGAAGAUGGAAGGUCUGUCCCAGGUUGAGUACAUUGGCUCAUUGAGGAGGAAAAGCAAUGGCUUCUCAAGAGGGGUUUCAAAAUACAGAGGCGUGGCAAGACAUCAUCACAAUGGAAGAUGGGAAGCUCGGAUAGGUCGUGUGUUUGGCAACAAGUAUCUCUACCUUGGAACAUAUGCUACUGAAGAAGAGGCUGCGGUUGCUUACGACAUUGCUGCCAUCAAAUACCGCGGCACGAACGCGGUCACCAACUUCGACGGCAGUCGAUAUCUCGGAGCGCAUCGCCCCAAAAUUGGUGGCUGCAGCGUCGGCACCAACAAUGCCGACCAUCUUGGUACAGUGCCAGUGGCAAUUACAGGCGACAUCCAUGAGAGUUUCAUCCAGAACUCGAGCCCUGCACAAGAACAAAGUAGCAGUAGCUCGGAGAACAAGUCCCAGUUUCCUUCUUUAAGCCCUGAGUUAGCACCGUUGCCUUCGGACCUCGAUCUGCUGUUGCAACCGUCGGAGUUGCAGCAGAUUUUCGAGAGCACUUCGUCGUCAGAGAAUCAGAGCUUGUCGCUGCCGACCCUUGUGAGCGACUACAACGACGCGCCAUUCUCCCAGUGUAGUUUCGUAGAAGACGUACAAGCAUACUUUGAUUACCAAACCUUGUUAGGAUGCGGCGCCGAUGGGGAUGAUUCCAUUUUCUGUGCUGAUUAUUUGAACUCGUUUCUGUUGCCAACUUUCGAUUGGGAAUUCGAUGUGUAAUAGGAGGGGGAGCAUUGGACUCGGGUAAAUUUAAAAGAGAGAAACACAUACUUCCUUUUUCAUGGAUCAGGGAUUUUUGUUGAGCAAGUAAUCAAUAAAAUUGUAGACGUAUACACAAAUCACCCUACCUGUAU
This is a messenger RNA of Zingiber officinale, 1428 nucleotides long. RefSeq names its product AP2-like ethylene-responsive transcription factor At1g16060. The coding region runs from base 263 to 1294 and encodes 343 amino acids. Gene Ontology annotation, molecular function: DNA-binding transcription factor activity; DNA binding. NCBI's taxonomy places the organism in Eukaryota, Viridiplantae, Streptophyta, Magnoliopsida, Zingiberales, Zingiberaceae. Gene Ontology annotation, biological process: regulation of DNA-templated transcription. The transcript is spliced from 7 exons. The record is from RefSeq and is a predicted model, not a curated record.